Messenger RNA from Psilocybe cubensis, 1473 nucleotides. RefSeq lists its product as uncharacterized. The coding region runs from base 1 to 1473 and encodes 490 amino acids. The transcript is spliced from 10 exons. Gene Ontology annotation, molecular function: beta-glucosidase activity. The record is from RefSeq and is a predicted model, not a curated record. Lineage: Eukaryota; Fungi; Basidiomycota; Agaricomycetes; Agaricales; Agrocybaceae. Gene Ontology annotation, biological process: glucan catabolic process. Gene Ontology annotation, cellular component: extracellular region; cell surface.
AUGCGCAAAAUCAGACCAAGAAAUGUUCUUCCGUUAGGGUUGAUGUGCCUUUGUUUCGAGGCUAUUUUGCUCCUCUCUGGCUCUGUGGUUGAGGCAAGGCAGCAGAAAUGCCGUCUGCAGCAUCGGAACCAAGCAGUUCUUCAGCCACCUUCGAACACAGGUAUUGGCGGAGUCGCGAAUACUUCUGCACCAACGACGCGAACAUCUGCACGUACGACCCAGACGGCAUCAGGCACAUCGUCGUCUCCGACACCGACACCAUUCAAUUAUGGUACAGACACAAUCCGGGGUGUCAAUAUCGGAGGGUGGUUGGUAUUGGAGCCCUGGAUAACACCGAGUGUCUUCGAAAGUACAGGAAACGAUAAUAUCAUCGACGAAUUCACUCUAGGGCAACUUCUCGAUUCAAAAACCGCUCAGAACAUUCUUCAAAAUCAUUGGGAAACGGCAAGGAUGCACUUUUUGUACGACUUCGCUCAAAUUUCAGCGGCGGGGCUUAAUCACGUUCGAAUACCGAUUGGGUAUUGGUCCAUCCCCCUGACUUCAUCCGACACAUCCACAUCUACCUCUACAGCACCUUAUGUCACAGGGGCUUGGCCCUACUUUCUAAAAGCACUCUCGUGGGCGGAGAAAUAUAACCUAAAUGUGAUUGCUGAUCUGCACGGAGCACCAGGGUCGCAAAACGGAUUUGACAACUCAGGGCAGAGGACAAACAACCCUGUGUGGGCCACCAACCCUGAUAACGUCACACGGACAGUGGACACUCUGGUGUUUCUCGCUAAGGAGGUGGGAAAUCAAAUCAGCGUGUUGGAGCUGCUAAAUGAGGCGGCGGGCUUUACAAGUAGUGCUUGGGCAUCUGUGGUGAAGAAUUUUUGGACUACUGCGUAUGACGCGGUGAGGGAUGUGGCUGGUGAUGGGAUGGGUAUUAUGAUUGGCGAUGCUUUCUUGGGAGUCCAGAGCUGGACGAAUUUUUUGACCCCACCACAAGGACACGGAGUUCUAAUGGACUAUCACGAAUAUCAAGUAUUCAGCGAUAAAGAACUAAACAGGACAUUUGAUGAACAUAUCGAUUUUGUUUGCACUAACACAUUGCCAACGCUAACAUCUUACGCCUCAUCCAACUUAUGGACCGUCUCCGGGGAGUGGUCCAACGCAAUCACCGACUGUGCAAAAUGGCUUAAUGGCCGCAACGUUGGUGCACGCUGGGACGGGACGUGGUUCCCCGGGCCCACAUCGCAAGUCCAUGGAAGUUGCGCACCCUUCACGGGAAAUUACACAUCAUGGAGUCAAGAUUACAUUACUUUUCUGAGAAAGUAUUGGGAAGUGCAAGUCGAACUUGGAGAAGCGGUCCAGGGUUGGAUAUUUUGGACGUGGAAGGCUGAGAAUGCCGAUGAGUGGAGUUACCAACGCGGAUUGCAAGGCGGAUGGAUCCCCCAGGAUCCCACGGAUCGAAUGUACCCCAACAUCUGUUCAUAG